AAAUCUUCGUACGUGCCUCCGCAUCUGAGGAACCGCCCCGCGGGCGGCGGCGGCGACGGCUUCGGCGGCGACCGCGGCGGAUUCGGCGGCGACAGACGCGGAGGCGCGUGCGGCGGCGACUACGGCGGCGGGUUCGGCGGCCGGCGCGACGACCGCGGCGGCGGCGACUACGGCCGCGGCGGCGGCGGCUGGGGCGGCGGCGGCCGCGACGACCGACGCGGCGGCGGCGGCGGCGGCUGGGGCGUCUCGCGGCGCUUCCGCGAGGAGGAUCCGUUCGCGAAGCAAGAGAAGGAAGACAUGGAAGCGAACGCGUCCUUCGGCGCGCCCGGGAGCAUCGACGUGUCGGGCGCGGACCCGGACGCGCCGACCUACGGCGAGUCCACGGCCAUCGACUUCGACGCGUACGAGGAUAUCCCCGUGGAGACGUCGGGGGAAGCGUGCCCGGAGCCCAUAGCGUCGUUCCAGGACGUCGACUUCGGGGCCGCAGUGAACAAGAACAUCGCGCGGUGCAAGUUUAAGAACCCGACGCCGGUGCAAAAGUACGCGAUUCCAAUCUCUUUGGCGCGUCGGGAUCUCAUGGCGUGCGCGCAGACGGGGUCGGGGAAGACGGCGGCGUUUUGCUUCCCCAUAAUCUACGGGCUGCUCGACCGCGGCCUCGCGGGGUCGCAGCGCGGCGGCCGCAAGACGUUCCCGCUCGCGCUCGUCAUCGCCCCCACGCGCGAGCUCGCGAUUCAGAUUCACGAGGAGUCGCGGAAGUUUGCGUACCAGACGGGCGUCGCGUCGUGCGUCAUCUACGGCGGCGCGCCGGCGGCGCAGCAAUUUCGCGAGAUGGAACGAGGCUGCGACAUCCUCGUCGCGACGCCCGGGCGGCUCAUCGACCUCGUCGACCGCGCGAAGAUCUCGCUGAGCGAGGUGCGCUACCUCGCGCUGGACGAGGCGGACCGGAUGUUGGACAUGGGGUUCGAGCCGCAGAUUCGCCAGAUCGUCGAGCAGCGAGACAUGCCGCCGACGGGGGAGCGACAGACGAUGCUCUUCUCCGCGACGUUUCCGAGGGAGAUUCAGCGCAUGGCGUCCGAUUUCUUGAAAGACUACAUCUUCCUCACCGUCGGUCGCGUCGGGUCCUCGCACACGCUCAUCACGCAGCAGAUCGAGUACCUUCGAUCGUACGAGGAUAAGAAGAGCAUGCUCAUGGACCUCGUGCACGCGGUGAAGGGGCUGACGUUGGUCUUCGUGGAGACGAAACGCGGCGCGGAUCAGCUCGAGGAUUGGCUCAGCCGAGAGGGCUUCCCGAGCACGAGCAUCCACGGCGACCGCACGCAGCAAGAGCGCGAAUACGCGCUCAAGUCCUUCAGGAGCGGGCGGACGCCCAUCCUCGUCGCGACGGACGUCGCCGCGCGCGGGCUCGACAUCCCGCACGUCACGCACGUCAUCAACUUUGAUCUGCCGUCGGACAUCGACGACUACGUGCACCGCAUCGGACGCACGGGGCGCGCGGGGAAGAAGGGGCUCGCGACCGCGUUCUUCACGGACAAGGACGCCGGGCUCGCGCGGAGCAUGAUCGAGCUCAUGACCGAGGCGGGGCAGGAGGUGCCGAGCUUCCUGAACGGGUUCUCCGGGAGGGGAGGGUUCGGAGGGGGAGGGAAGAGACGGGGCGGCGGCCGCGGGGGGGGCGGCUUCGGCGGGAGGGAUUUCCGCAGCCACGGCGGGGGAGGCGGCGGCGGCGGCGGCGGCGGCGACUGGCCUUCACGAGGCGGGGGAGGCGGCGGCGGCGGCGGAGGAUGGGGCGGCGGCGGCGGCGGCGGGUACGGCGGCGGCGGCGGCGGGAGCGCGUGGGACUGA
This is a messenger RNA of Micromonas pusilla CCMP1545, 1839 nucleotides long. RefSeq lists its product as uncharacterized. Gene Ontology annotation, molecular function: RNA binding; RNA helicase activity; ATP binding. The transcript is spliced from 2 exons. Bases 298 to 1839 code for a protein of 513 amino acids. The record is from RefSeq and is a predicted model, not a curated record. Gene Ontology annotation, cellular component: nucleus. Lineage: Eukaryota; Viridiplantae; Chlorophyta; Mamiellophyceae; Mamiellales; Mamiellaceae.